AGGAAAUGGUGUCGUGUGGUUAAAGUUACUGACUUGUAAGCCCCGGAUCAUUGUCCCCAUAUUUGCGGCAUAUGAUCUAAAAACUCCAAUGUUUUUGAAGUCCUAGCUUGUACAUAAUAGGUAGAAGAUCAAAUGUGAGUCUUUCAUGUGCGCGAUAGGACAAUUCUUUGCUUGGGGAGCUUGCCGGGAGCUUCUAGUUACAAGCCAAUUAUCAAUGAGCCAACCUGAUACCGAUGUGUUGGCUCACUAGCACUACACUAGAAGGCCCACGAUGGUAAUAUGCCGAGGUAGGUUACAUGUUUCGAGGAAUUACCUGACUCGCGUAGCUGCUUUGUGAAAGACAUUUCGGGUCUAGCGAGAAGCCAUCUACAGCAUAUCAGGUAACGCGGCGUCCCGGUAACAAAAAAAAUAGUAGGCACCCCGGUCCAUAUUUGGAACCAGAAGAUCCGAUCCUUCUCAAUCGUAGUGGGGCAGUUCUUUUGUCGCGAUCCUACUCCAUUCAGCUCGCCUUCGCCCUCGCUUUAAUAUCUUUAAUCCUCAAACAGAAUGCUGGCGACGACGUCCACCUCUUCCACCAUCAGUAGAUAUACGGGUAAUCUGAAGGGAUGGGAUUAUGGAAUUCUUCGAGAACCAAGUCGGCGAGGUGCGAUACUUGACUACUCUGGCUGAAACCCCUGCUUCCGCGCCGCCGGUAUCUCCAGCGUCUCAACAGCAUACUAGCAGCAGUGGUAUAGCGACUGCUGCCGGCGCCAAGAGGAAAAGCAGUGCGGAAGAGUCGCCAAGUUCCAAGGGGCCACCUCAGCAAAGAAGUAAGAGGAAUAGAUAUAUAUCCAUAGCUUGCAACGAAUGCAAGCGGCGCAAAAUAAAAUGCAAUGGCGAAACUCCAUGUCAACGAUGCGGGAACCUCAACCUCCAAUGCCUCUACGCGCCUAAUUGUUGCUCUAGUUCGUUCAAAGACUCGGACGAAUUCAAGCAGAUGACUAGUAAGGUCAAUCAGCUGCAGGAACAGGUCGAUGCUCUAUUCGCAAACAUGAACGCUUUGAGAUCGGAAGCCUUGCGCCUGGCCCCCAUCCAAGAUCGACCGCCAACCUUACCAUCCACGUCGAGUACUCCGUCGUCAUCUUCUAUACCUUCCAUCACACCCAUACAUAGGCCGGCCGAACUAGCCCAAUCCCGACAACCCGGCUUCCGUGGGCCCACGAGUACCCGAUUCAACUUGGAUGUCGCGAAGAAUACCUUGCAUAAGAUGGGCUAUAGCAACCCAACUGAUGGCAGCGAGCAGGAUGGUUAUAGCCAGGAAAGUUCCGCACCCUCACCGAAUAUGACGACUCAUAUAGCUACAACUCCCAACAGCCCUCGCGAUCCACUAUGGGAGUUUGACAAAGACGAUUUGGUGCGCUUAUGCCGGUUGCAUGAUGAAGAAAUUGGCAUCAUGUACCCGGUGGUUAAGAUGGAUACGGUCAUCCGCCAUGCAAAAUCUCUUUCUUCAUGGAUGGAGGCAGCCAGAAAGAACUUCAUGAUAUAUGGCGAUGAAAGCAAUCUUAAGGACCGUAAUACUGUUUUGCUCAAACUCAUCGUUUGUUGCGCAUUGCAAAUUGAGGAACACGGAAAUAGCGAGAAGGCUCAAAGGGUCUUUCUCAGUGUCCGGCCGACGACGGACAGGAUGUUAAUGUCCGAUCCAAGUGACGUGAAGAAUAUGCCAAUACUAGCUCUUGUGGCGGGAUAUUACUUCCUUGCCAAUGAUGAGAUUCUAGCUUGGCGUACCAUGGGUCAAGUCACACGCCUUUGCUUCGAAUUAGGACUUCAUCGGCUGGAUGCGAUCCAGCGAAUAGAGAACGAAGAAGAACGGAACAACGCGAUCAACUCAUUUUGGGCGGCUUACGUUUUGGAUCGUCGGUGGGCUUUCGGUACAGGUUUGCCAUUUACCGUCCCGGACGACGAAAUUGAUCCUCAGUUACCCUUUCCCGAUUCGCACCCUUAUCUAGUCGCCAUGAUUACCUACUCAAAACUCAGUGCGAAGGUAUGGCGACUCGUACGGAAUUUUGAACCUAACACGCCACUAGAACUUCGACCAAAUGAAAUCGAGGAACUCGACCAUCAGAUAAAGCAGUGGUAUAACGAAGUGCCUCAAGAAACUCAACUUGAGCUAGCUGAUUGGGAAGCGUUACCAAGAUAUCUGAAUCCACCAGUCAACUCGCAGAAGGAUUACGACAUACAGAGACUACAGAUCUGGACUUACUUACGCUUUAACCAAAUCCGUACUUGGCUCUAUACCCCUAUUCUGCAUACUCAUAGUAGCAUCAUGGAAAACAUGCAAUUUGCUGAGCGUGCCGUCAAGCUUGCAAAAAACACCAUCUGCUAUCUAACACAUCUAAACAACACGACCAACAUAUAUAGGAAGAUUCAGGUCUUUUAUCACCAAUUUCUGUUGGCCGCCAUCGCCGUGCUCUUCCUGGCAUCCUGCCAUGCUCCGGUGAACUUCAGUUCAACAUGUCGAAACGAGUUCUACAUGGCGCUCGAGUUGGUGAAGGACUUAUCUUCUAGAUCAUUUGUCUCGCAACGUCUUUGGAGCACUAUUAAAUCACUCCGGGAAGUGGCACCUCGUCUCGGACUCGCCCAAGACCCUCACUCCACGGCAGCGCUCACGAUGGCCGGGCUAGCUACCGGCCAGAUGGGGGUCACGCCUCUCAUUGCUUCCGGCUACGGGUCACAACCAUCGCCCGUCUCGGGGGCGCCCCCCACAUUUAACGGCGUCCAGAAUGGACACCAGAUCUCGAGCGAGAUGUCGCGGAUAUUCGAAGGUUACAUGGGGAAGAACAGCAGCCCGGGCGACCAGCUGGCGGCCGGACCGCCGCCGCCCGUUGACGAUGGCGCGACGAUGCCUUACGGUGUCGGUAGCGUGUAUCAACACUUCAAGGAUAUGUUUUAGCCUUUUGUGGAGCAUUACUUGGAAAUUGAUUAAGGGCAUGGUUCUGCAUAGCGAAUGGGGCGGGUAGCGAGUAGAACAGGCUCGGGGUUGGUUGAAUCGGCGCAUUGAUGCCUCUCAAGGAGUUAUUCCAGGACAAUACCUAAUAUGUCAAACCUACCUACCUAGGUAAAUAUAAGCAUCUGUAUUUAUGUGCAUCCUUUAAACUGGCACAAGACCACAAUUUCCAUACAAUCGGGUGGAGCAGACCUAUUGGACCUGGAAGCAUUGGGGCUUUUAUAGCAUUGCACAAUGAUCUUCAGAGUACCAAAGUAGAAAAGUACGAACGCCUACCCCCUGGAAAGUCAACAUACGAGUCCGCGAUUGACUUGGUAAUGCUAUUCGAAAAUCUCCGAAUAGCGUCCUUGGGGCUUCGUCUGCGAGGAUAGCUAACAUAUUUAGACGCCGAUAUUUAAGACGUACAAAUACCUAGGUGUAUGAGGCAGAAGUCGUCGAAUUCGUCGGGUGAUAGCUAGUCGCUAGCAUUGUGGAAGCCGUACUCAUUUGACUUUCCUGGACAAGGACGGCUGGGCGUGAAGAGUCUUGCCAUUGUCAAGAUAACUACCCUCGAUGCAUAGCUUCUCAAUCAUAAUUAUUGCG
This is a messenger RNA of Annulohypoxylon truncatum, 3565 nucleotides long. RefSeq lists its product as uncharacterized. The record is from RefSeq and is a predicted model, not a curated record. NCBI's taxonomy places the organism in Eukaryota, Fungi, Ascomycota, Sordariomycetes, Xylariales, Hypoxylaceae. The transcript is spliced from 4 exons. Gene Ontology annotation, cellular component: nucleus. Gene Ontology annotation, molecular function: RNA polymerase II cis-regulatory region sequence-specific DNA binding; zinc ion binding; DNA-binding transcription factor activity, RNA polymerase II-specific. Gene Ontology annotation, biological process: DNA-templated transcription; positive regulation of transcription from RNA polymerase II promoter by galactose. The coding region runs from base 614 to 2929 and encodes 771 amino acids.